Molecule: messenger RNA, 792 nt
Organism: Cylicocyclus nassatus
Lineage: Eukaryota; Metazoa; Nematoda; Chromadorea; Rhabditida; Strongylidae
Source: the annotation of a GenBank genome assembly
AGGACUAACAUGUCUCUCCGAAUAACCCCAGUGGACAACACUUACAGACUAAUGUCGUACUCGGAAAAGAGGAUAGCUUUCCAGGCGCGAAUUCGCGGCACGCUCAGCUACGAUGUAGCUCCAGCCAAGGGGUUCAUAAAUUGCGGUGAUAUGGUCAUACUAAAAAUUCGCCAAAAAACGGUUGAUAACAUUAUCGGCAAAUUGAUUGUCGACUGGGUAGAAUCCAAUGACGAGGAAGAUGUGACGUUAGUUCUGCAAAGAAGAACCAGUCGUUGUAACCACAUUAUCUGCCCGUUCAAUUCGGAAAAUGUUCGAAACUAUUUCGUCGAACCAUUCGAUCCUCUCGGAGAAGAGAGACACCCUUGGCUGAUUUUGAAAUCUGGAUAUGAAACUGUCGCAGCAAGAAACGAAGACCUAAUCUGCAACACUGUUGCCAAUAUCGUUGACGAACUUGCCAGGUUCUCACUGUUGCUGCAAAAAGCCCCCCUGUACUGUUGCCUAUCAUGUGCGCUGGAAAAAGAGGUCCUGGAUAAUAUUCAAGACUAUAUAAGGUCAUCUAGAACGAAAAAAAUCCCAGUUCUUUUCCUCGUCGACGAUAGUGAUGGGGAACUCAUCAACUUUUUCAAGAAAAAGUUCUCGCAGGGCAUAUGUCUCUUCGAACUCACUGGACAACAAAUCAUAGAACUCGAUUGGAAACUUUGUUUGAGUAAGUGCUGCUUGGAAUUCAUCAAAAAGCUAUGCGACUGGGAAAGCAGAGAAGAUACAAUAUUUGAAUUUCAGCUUGGCAAAUGA